Vigna umbellata (rice bean) is the source of this 1170-nucleotide messenger RNA. Its product is annotated as large ribosomal subunit protein uL18. The record is from RefSeq and is a predicted model, not a curated record. Gene Ontology annotation, molecular function: structural constituent of ribosome; 5S rRNA binding. Gene Ontology annotation, biological process: translation; ribosomal large subunit assembly. Gene Ontology annotation, cellular component: ribosome; cytosolic large ribosomal subunit. Lineage: Eukaryota; Viridiplantae; Streptophyta; Magnoliopsida; Fabales; Fabaceae.
ACAAACCAGUCUACCCAAAACUCAACGUCUUUAUAAGCAAAAAAUAUUGGCAAACCCUAAUUUGCUUUCACUCUUCCAUCAGUCACAGUCGGGGGAAGAGACCGAGCUUCACAGCAAUGGCGUUUGUUAAGGCUCAGAAAUCAAGGGCCUACUUCAAGAGAUAUCAAGUGAAGUUUAAAAGAAGAAGAGAGGGUAAAACCGAUUACCGAGCCAGGAUUCGAUUGAUUAACCAGGAUAAGAACAAGUACAACACUCCAAAAUAUCGCUUUGUGGUUCGAUUUACCAACAAAGACAUCAUCGCUCAAAUAACAUCUGCUAGCAUUGCUGGCGAUAUUGUCCUCGCUGCAGCAUAUUCACAUGAGCUGCCACGCUAUGGUCUUGAAGUAGGCCUUACAAAUUAUGCUGCAGCUUAUUGCACUGGGCUCUUAUUGGCCCGUCGAGUACUUAAAAAGCUUGAAAUGGACGAGGAUUAUGAAGGAAAUGUUGAGGCCAGUGGAGAGGAUUAUUCUGUUGAACCCGCUGAUACCAGGAGACCAUUCCGUGCUCUCCUUGAUGUUGGUCUUAUCAGGACUACAACGGGAAAUCGUGUCUUUGGUGCCCUUAAGGGAGCUCUGGAUGGUGGUUUGGAUAUUCCUCACAGUGACAAAAGGUUUGCUGGAUUUGAUAAGGAUAAAAAGGAGCUUGAUGCUGAUGUUCAUCGCAAAUAUGUCUUUGGUGGACAUGUUGCUUCUUAUAUGAAGAGCCUGAUCGAAGAUGAGCCAGAAAAAUACCAGACACACUUCAGUGAGUAUAUUAAGCGUGGAAUAGAGCCUGAUGGUAUGGAGGAGCUCUACAAGAAUGUCCAUGCUGCCAUCCGUGCAGAUCCUACUGUCAAGAAAUCUGAGAAAGAGCCACCAAAGGAGCACAAGAGGUACAACCUGAAGAAGCUCACUUAUGAAGAGAGAAAGGCCAAGUUGGUUGCACGUUUGCAGGCUCUGAACUCUGCUGCUGAUGUUGAUGAAGAUGAUGAUGAGUGAAACUUUAUCAUGGGUGCAGUCUAAUUGCUGCAUUAAUAGGAGGUGUUUAACUUGCAUCUGGAUCACAAUUUUGGGAUACUUUUGGAGUGGAGUUAUAUUUAUUUUUGUCUUAACAUUUAAUUUUAAUGGAUUAUCGAUGGUAUUUUCCUUAGUA